GAACUUAAAAUACAGUGCCUACGUCGAGAUUAUUUUAUAAAUAGAGCUUCUUUAUAUAGUUUUGCAUACAACACUACUAAAAAAUUCCAAUUAAUCACCUAACUUUCCCAGUCAAAUUUGGAUAAACUGAAUGAAAUCAACAGGUGUUGUUUCCGAUGGAGUAGUUCAUCAAGUAUUGAGUAAAGACAACUACGAAAGAUGGAAAAUUGUUAUACAAAACUAUCUUGAGGGGCAAGGUCUCUGGUAUCUUGUCGAUAGUACUAAUCAGGCUUCUAAGAGGGUCCUUGAAACAGUAAAAGAAUCUAGCAGGAAUCACUUCACAGAUUCAAAAUCCAUUUCAGAUUUGGAGGAAGGUCUAUGGGGUGUUAUGCAGAGUAUUUCAGAAUUCGAAUCUGAAGCGUCAUGGAAAACAAAGAAUGCGAAAGCCUUGCAUGCCAUUCAACUAUCAUGUGGACGAGAGAUUCUAGAUGAGAUUAGUCAUUUUGAUUCAGCCAAAAAUGCCUGGAAUUAUUUGAAAUCACAAUACGGCAACGAUUUAACGGCUAGUACAGAUAUUUUACAAGAAGUAUUAUUAAUGGACGAUAGCGGUCCAUUGGAGUAUAAAGAAAUGUUCAGGAAGAUUGAGAGAGGUGAUUUUAUUGGAAACACGGGUAUGGAUUUUAACCCAUAUGUUUCCUCGGCUUCAAGUAGGUCAACACUUCUUCAUGUUGCAGUAAUUGUUGGAAAUGUGGAAAAUGUUGAAAAGUUAGUGAAAGAAGGGAAUGCCAAGUUAGUUUGCAUGCAAGACCAACAUGGUGAUACAGCACUUUCUCUUGUUGCUCGUUAUACUGGAAAUACGAAUAUAGCAAAGUGCAUGGUUGAAGAAAUAAAUGAUAAAUCUCAAGAAGAGCUGCUAGGAAAAACGAACCUUGACAAUGUAAUCCCUAUUCAUCUAGCUGCCGCUAAUGGACACAAGGAUUUGACGACUUAUCUUUACUCCAAAACCCCCUCCAAAGUGUUCGAUGAAUCAAAAAAAAAUCGUGUUUUGCUUUUUUCACUAUGUAUCACGGCUGAAAUAUUUGAUGUGGCUCUGAAAUUACUCAAGCGUUUCCAAAAUCUCCCCGAUGAAUCAUAUGGCUUCACCGAUCAUAAGCUGCUUAGAAGGAGGGAAUCAUUCUCAUUACCAAACCAAAACUCAAAACCAGUUCCUCAACCGGAAUCGUCAUCUGUUAAAUUCUCAGUCUUAAUGGAAUUAGCUAAAAUGCCUUCAGUUUUUCCAAGUGGCACCCAAUAUGGACAUCUAAGGCAAUUCAUUUACAACCAUUUGAGCGUCGAUAGGAAAUUCAGCGAAGACUAUGGCAUUACCGAAAUCACGAACUUCGUCCAAAAAGUAACAAGUGUUGAUAAAACACAGCUAAAGACUUCUACAAACCGGCCUCUCAGUCGCUAUGACAAGGUUUUGAUCGUUUUGGAUUUUCUUACAACACUAGUUUCGGGUUGGCUCUUCUGGUCUUGGAUACUGCCGCUAAAGAAUGAAUUACCAUUACUCUUUUGGCUCGUAAAGACCGUAUCAACAUUACUCUUUUGGCCCGUAAAGAUGGUAUCAAGAUUACUCUUUUGGCCAGUAAAGUUUUUCGGUUUACACCUCUGGAGAAUAUUAUGUGAAAUUGCAUACUUGUUCGAUAAAACUCUCAAACGCCUGUAUGGAAUCAGUGAAAUAUAUGAGCAAAAAUGUACCCAUUAUCAAGUUAUAGGAAUAUUGAGUUACUUCUCUCGAAGUAUUGGAAAAUUAAAUGGUCAACAGCUUAAAGAUGCUUACGCAUAUGAAGCCAUGUUGUAUGCAGCCGAGCACGGAAUAAUUGAAUUCAUAAAUGCCAUGAGGGAGGCUAAACCUGCUUUGCUUUCAGCCGUCAAUAGCUGCAACAGAGGGAUAUUUUCUUAUGCAAUUCAAUAUCGUAAACAAAAUGUGUUUCAACUGAUACAUUGUCUCAAUGGAAGGAAAGAGAUGUUUAGAUAUAGUAUAGACACGUUUGGAAAUAACAUGCUGCACCUGGCCGCACAUUUAGGUCCUCCAUCUGAUCGUCAUAGCAGGUCUGGGGCUGCUAUGCAAAUGCAAAGAGAAAUUCAAUGGUUUAAGGCGGUUGAGAAAGUUUUGCAUCCCAAGUUUAAGGAAGCCGAAAAUGAUGAUGGUAAGAAGCCUUAUGAGAUAUUCACCGAAAACCACGAGGAGCUUGUGAAAGAUGGAGAGAAAUGGGCAAAAGACACAGCAACUUCUUAUACAAUUGUGGGUACUCUCAUCAUUACCAUCAUGUUUGCUGCAGCCUUUACAGUCCCAGGUGGAAAUGAUCAAAAUACCGGUUUGCCCAUCUUCUUGCAUGACAACGUAUUCACUACAUUUCUCAUAGCAGACGCAUUGUCUCUCUUUGCAUCAGCCACUUCCGUCUUGAUUUUUAUUGGAAUCCUCACAUCGCGUUAUGCUGAGAAAGACUUCGUCAAGAACUUGCCUUGGAAAUUAAUGUUCGGACUUUCAUUCCUUUUUCUCUCUGUUUGUUCCAUGAUAGUUGCAUUUUGUGCUGCCAUUAUUGAUAUGAUCUCAAAGGGAUAUCGAACCAAUAAAUGGUCCAUUAUAGUACUUAUCAUGUUACUUGGGAGUAUUCCAAUUAUUGUUCUUGUACUAUCGCAGCUGCGCCUCAUGAAGGAAAUCAUCCACUCUACAUGGAAAAACCGCAUCAGUACCAUAGAAGGAUGACAACAUUUAUAUAUAUAUAUAUAUAUAUAUGUAUGGUUCAACAGAAGUUAGUUACUCACAAGAACAAUAGAGAUUCUUGCAAUUAAAGAAACUUAUUAUGGUCUUUGCUUUCCUUCUAUUGUUUCGAGAAUCUGUAAUUUUUCAUCUAGACAAAGAAUAAUCUUGUAUUUCAAUAUUACAUGAGAUGCCGAGUCAAUUGUUCUACCAAGACCAAGAGUCCCUUUUUGGGAUAAAAGUUUCCUCACUUAUUACAACUUAAAAU
Molecule: messenger RNA, 2990 nt
Organism: Trifolium pratense (red clover)
Lineage: Eukaryota; Viridiplantae; Streptophyta; Magnoliopsida; Fabales; Fabaceae
Exons: 10
Coding region: 131-2728 (865 amino acids)
Biological process (GO): transmembrane transport
Cellular component (GO): membrane
Molecular function (GO): protein binding
Source: RefSeq, a predicted model, not a curated record